Penaeus indicus is the source of this 752-nucleotide messenger RNA. Its product is annotated as oligosaccharyltransferase complex subunit OSTC-like. Gene Ontology annotation, cellular component: oligosaccharyltransferase complex. The coding region runs from base 102 to 554 and encodes 150 amino acids. NCBI's taxonomy places the organism in Eukaryota, Metazoa, Arthropoda, Malacostraca, Decapoda, Penaeidae. The transcript is spliced from 4 exons. The record is from RefSeq and is a predicted model, not a curated record.
AUUUGUUGACGUUGGAGCAGUCGGUGUCUUCACGUCACACAGGCCGGUCGACGCUCCUUCUCUACCCCCUUUUAUCUCGCUCCUACGGAUUCCCAGACGCGAUGCUCGACGUCCUGUACAGCAUCCCCUUCUUUGUGCUCGACAUCCCGAAGUUGAAGUUGAAAAAGCCGUCAUGGGUGGCCAUUCCCUCCCCCAUGGCGAUGUUUGCCUUCGUUCUGCUGUCGUAUUUCCUCGUCACGGGAGGUAUCAUUUAUGAUGUGAUUGUCGAACCUCCCAGUGUGGGCUCUACAACAGAUGAACAUGGACAUUCUCGGCCUGUUGCUUUCAUGGCCUACAGAGUGAACGGACAGUACAUCAUGGAGGGUCUUGCCUCGUCCUUCAUGUUUGCGCUGGGAGGCAUUGGAUUCAUUGUCCUGGAUCACACGCACGUCCCAUCAACGCCAAAGCUUAACAGAAUCCUCCUUAUCAUCAUUGGGUUCGCAUGCGUCAUCAUUGCUUCUAUUGCCUGCUACGCCUUCAUGAAAAUCAAACUUCCUGGCUACUUGAUGAGCUGAGCUGCUUAUGCUACUACUCUGUGUUCCUGGAGCACACUCAUGCGUGGAAGGAGUCUGUGGUCUGUGCUGUAUGAUUUAAGAAGAAAAGUUUUUCAGUUGAUAUAUUACUUUUGAAGUCUGUAAUUGCAGAUUAAGGGAACAACAUUUGAUGUUAAUUGAUGAGAAAUGUAUGCUGGAUCAUAAAAGAUUUGAUAUUGA